AUGGCUAAGUCCUGUGGUGAUCAUUUGCAUACACUAAUUAGCAAUUUGCUAGAAUAUUCAAAGUUGAAAGCGAAAAAGGUAGAAAUAAAUAAGACUGCUUUCGACCUGAAAAAUAUAAUAAAACGAAUCCUUAAAAUGAACUACCUAAAAUCCUAGGAAAAAUAAAAUAAAAUAUGCUACUACAUUUCUCAUAAUUUUCCCAAAAAAGUUGUAACUGAUGAAUAGAGGAUAAAUUAAAUACUGAUUAAUUUGGUUUCUAAUGCUCUCAAAUUCACUGAUAAAGGAUCUGUUAGUGUGUACCUAGGUUGGCGACCUGGAUAAUAAAAAGUCGAGACAUAGGAGUAUUAAGAAUCUUUAAAGUCUUAGCCUCUCCAAUAUAUUGAAUAAAGACAUUUAUUUAAAGCUUUCACUGAAUAUGAGGAUGAAACACCCCUUAACCACUAUAAUUCUAAUGAUUCUUUAUCUGAAUAACCCUUUUAAUUUGGUCAAAAUAAUCAAAAUUUUCAAGGACCAGGAUAUAAUACUCAUCUUAGGUGGCUUUAAGAGAAUGAUCUUGAAAGAGCACAUUCAUAGUUUGAAUUCGAUAAUGAAUCAGCCAGGAAUUAUAUUAGAUCAAAUUCUGAUCAAAGAGUUACUUAGUAAAAUCAAAGCCAAUUUAAUUUCUAAGGUAUGUCUAAUGAUGACAGUUUUAAAAAUGUAAAGAGUGAGAAAAAUGUUAUAUCUAAUCCUUAUCAGAUUCAAAUUAAUCAAUCUUCUAAAUCGAUUCAAUAAGUUAUUACGCCUGAUUAAAAUUUCUUAAAUACAACCUAGCAUAUUGGUCCCGAAUAUAUUGAGGAAAAAAAAUCAUUAAGCUCUGGGGGAAAUAAUAACUUUAUCAAAGAGGUAGAUGCAUAUCUUCUUGGUGAUUAGGAAGAAUUCUAUUCGGACGAUUAGAACUCAAUCAGAGAUGAAAGAAGACAAGAGACAUAAAUGGAAAAUAUCAGAGUUAAGGGAGAACUUAAUUUAAAAAAUCUAAACUUAGAAGAUAGUGAGAACUUAGAUUAGCUGAAAGGUAAUAAUGUGGAAUACGGAACACCAAGAGAUGUGGACAAGAUAACUGAAAAGUAGAGAUAGAUCAUAGAUAUAGUGGUUUAAAAUCAUAAAAGAGCCUCUGCUUUGGUUGAAGUUAACUAAAUAAACGAUAAUAUUGAAGACAUUUUCCCUGAUUCCAAUAGAGAGGAUUCUAACAGACUUGAAUAAACACUAAAUUCCUUUAAAGAAGUUUUCGAUAAAAAUGAAUUCACUCUUAAGUUCAUUCAUGCUAACAGUAUUGAUGAUAAUUCUUUCAACCAAGAUGAACAGAAAGAAUACAUCUAGUUAAUUAAAGAUAAUAAAUUGGAUGAUAACUAAAUUCUAGAGAAGUCUAUAUUGCAGUACAAGAAACAUAAAUAAUCACCGCCCAAAAAGAAAAGUUCUAAUUCCAUCAAUUUCAAUAAGGUAUUCCCCGCCUAAAUUCAGAAAAUGCAGUCAGAUGAGCCUUUGAUGAAUACUUCUUUUAAGCAGGAGAAAAGUGAAUCUAGCAUCGAAGAUCCAUAGAACAAUAGUCAAAAAUCUCCAAAUGAUGAUUCAGUUUUAUUGCAUUAUAAGUAACUAAGACAGGCAGAGGAUUAAAGAAUGAUAGAAAUAGAUGGCAUACUUGAGUUUAAUAAAAAUCAUUAGUUAGAUAUGGAGGAGAUGAAGAGAGGGAGGAUAUCUUCUUUACACUCAAAGAAAUUGAGUAUGAUGGAUCAUUCUCAAUUCUAAGAUUAACAUCUAAUUGAUACAAUACUUCAAAAAUAAGAUAAAAACGAUGAUAUCCUAGAAAUUAGUAUUAGUAGUGGAAAAAGUAAAUCCAAUCCUUAGGAAGUUACCAAGAAAAAUUAGUUCACUCCGUUCCUAGGUCCUAAAGAAUCCAUUAGUAAAUCUGGUCUUCAAAUGGAAAUGCCUACUAUAAACUCCGCUCAGCAAUUACUACCAACAUUAAAUAACUCAGACAAAAGCCAAGAUGAACCAUCAAAAAAGAGACAAAAAUCUAAAAAAAUUAACAUUAGAAUAGUUGGUCUAGAUUCUCAAGAGGAUCUUCAUAAGAACCCUCUAUAAGCCAUUUAAGAAAAACAGCAAUAAAUUAUUCAAGAGUAGUAAUAGUUACAGUAACAAUAGAUUUAAGCGCAGGAUUUAAUAUCAGCACCCUCAGAGAAUUAAUAAUAGCCACAAAAGCACUAAGAUUUAUAGCAAUCUUAGUCUAAAGAUCAUCUUGAAAAUGAAAUUUAAAACAAUUACUUUGGCAAUGGCAAGUUUAAUCUCUUUUCUGUGGUACAAUACUAACCUGAUUCACAGUGGAUGACAUCAUAAUAACACUAAAAUAAUCUACUUUAAUAAUAAAACUAGAAAAAGGUUUAAAAAUGGGAGAUACAAGUACAACCAAUUCAUGUCAUUGCGUAGUAAUUGCAAAACUAAAAGUAAAAUCAAAUUCAAAAUUAGCUCUUUUAAAAGCUAUAAAAUCAAUAGAUUAUAGAAGAAUAUUCGAUAGAAAAUUAGAAUAACACUAUUAAGACAACGAAGACCCAAGAUGAAGAAGAAAAAGAGCUGGAAAUGUUAAGAUAGCUAUCAUAGUCCAAUGGUAUAAAAAGUCAAUCAUCAGUACAUACUCUCAAUAAUGAUACAAACUAUCAGCUUAAUUUUGUUUUCGGAUAAGGAAGAAGAAAAUCUUUAAUAAGGGGACAAAACUCUUUCAAAGUGCCAGUUUAAAAUUAAGCUGAGCUCCCUCCUACAAGAAAGAAGAAGACAGUACUAAAGAUAGGGUCUCUUGAAGAUAAUAGCAUGAUUAGUACUCAUUAAGAGCCCGCUUAAAUUCAGCAAAACUAAUAGCAUUAGUAAUAAUUUUAUUCUCAGGCAUCUCAUGUCAAUAUGAGUAAAUCAGCCCCUACUAGUGUGCUUCAGAUAAUAAACUAAAAUCUCGUUCAAUAAUAAAGUUCUUAAAUUGAUGAUGCUCCUGAAAGAAGCAAUACUGUUUGUCCUUAGUCCUAAAAAAAUCUAGCCCUGAAUCUAUUCAGGUUUAGCACUUUGGCCUUCACCAACAAUGCAACCUCUCAAAGUGUAGGAAACGAGAUUACUACUAAUACUAAUAUCAACUAUAAUUAUCACGAAAAGGGUGUAGUAGAAAUCAAAGUCCGUGACUCUGGAAUAGGCAUUUCUGAAAAUGGACUAAAGAAACUAUUUCAGCCUUACAUGCAAGCCGAUAAGGUAUGGGGUUAAUACGGAGGAACAGGUCUUGGACUUUGCAUUUGCUCUGAGUUAGUUUAAAUGCUUAAUGGUAAAAUUGAGGUCAAGAGCACAAUAGGUUAAGGGACAGAAUUCAUAGUAAGUAUUCCUAUUGAAGUUUCUGCUGACUUGACAAACUUUAUCGAUGAUAAUGAAUUUGAAAAAGAGAUAAAUGAAAUUGAUCUAAGUACUUACGAGUUCAUAGUAUGCAAUAACGAGAAAAGUUUUGGUAUAAACCAAAUGAAGAAAAUUUUUGCUAAGAAACAAUGCAAUAUUCACUAUAAAGAUCCAAAGGAAUUGAUGAGAAUGAAUAAUAACUAAGAUUUCAAUUUCAAAACCUUAUUCUAGCAUGAAAAGACUUACAAAGCUUUCAUUAUUGAUUAUAAUUCUGUUAGGUAAAUGCAGCCCAACUUGCUUUAAUUCUUAUCAAAUCAAAAUGACACACUUAAGAUUGAUAAUGCUCUGCUAAACUCUACUAAUAAUUUGAAUACUUGUAAUGAUGAAAGUAGCAUAAUUCAUAUUCAGAUUAAGGUCCCAGUCAUCGUUUUGAUAAGUGGCUUUAUGGAUGAGUCGAAAGUCAAGAAAUCUGAUAAUGUUUUUGUGAUAGUAGUACCUUUUGAUGCUAGACAAGUGAAAAGAAUACUAUUCUUCCUUAAGAGAUACUAUAUGAGUUGCAUCAAUCAAUACAGGCUUAAAAAUUAAUAAGGACUUGUCUCCAAAGUGAAUUCAAAAGAUGAAAUUUCCAAUAAUGAUCUGAGCAAUAAGACUAAUAAUUAGAAUGAUCCGAUAAAUUCUGGCAGGUCAAACUAGCAGUCUUCUCAAAUUGACGACUUUUGCUUUAAUUCUAGUUUUUAGAAGCAGCAGCCACCUUAGAAAUAUCCAACUUAGCAACACAUAAGCUAGGAAACCUCAAUGUCUCAAAUAAAAUCUCAACUAGCCUAGCAUUCUACCUUCACUGAAUUGCAAAGAAACUAAAAUAAAGAUGCACAUCUUAAUCCUUAAUAAUUUAUAAGAAGGUAAGGCUCUAGCCGAUCCCAAUUACUUGGCAUGGACUAGUUUUAAAGUCCUAUGAGUUUCAAUGUUCCCAGGAAAACUAUAAACAUCAAGGGUUAGAGUUCACUUUUAAAUCAGAUCAGAGAGACAGACUAAGAUAUGGAGACUGUGAUACUUUAACACCAACCAAACUCAGCUAAUAUGGCGGCUAGACUAUAUUAAGAUUAAAACUUUGUGAGUAGUAAUUCUAAUUUGGAGUCUCAGGGAUGGCCAUUAGGUGACCUGUCACCAGAAAUGUUUAGCAAGCAAUUCCUUUUGAACUCAACUCGAAGUAUUUAAAGCAGAGGUGGAGAAUUUAAACUUAAGAGAUCUACAGGAAACAAGAAAUUAUCAGAUAAGAUUCCAGCAUUUGAUAACGAGCAAUAUGCCCUGGUUGUUAAUGACGACUAAUUUUCCUUAAAGAUCACAUCAAUGCUACUUGAGGUUAGUAAGAAAGAACAAGGAAAGCAAUUUACUAUAUUGUAAGCACAGGAUGGAAAAGAGGCAGUUGAGCUAUAUAAAACAGUGCCCUAGAUAAAACUUAUUCUCAUGGAUAUAGAGAUGAGAAUCAUGGACGGCUACGAAGCCACCAAGAGGAUAAGAGAGUACGAAGAUGAGAUAAAGUGUGAUAAAGAAGGUUGUAAGAUGACGUACAUAAUAGGUGUAAGCGGGAACUCUACGUAGCAGCACUUCAGACAAUGCCAAAACGUAGGAAUGAAUGAGGCUGUCAUUAUACCUAUCAAUAAUAAAAAAAUAGCAGACCUUAUUAAUAAUUUAUUUUGA
Messenger RNA from Stylonychia lemnae, 5094 nucleotides. The record is from the annotation of a GenBank genome assembly. Lineage: Eukaryota; Ciliophora; Spirotrichea; Sporadotrichida; Oxytrichidae.